UCUCAAGUCGGCUGCAAACAGUUGUGGUCAUACAGCACCCUUACCAUGUUUUAGGAAGUAUAUCUCAAGGAGAGAAAAUGGAGCAGGUAGGGGAAUCAGUGGAUGAGUUACGAGAAAAAUUGUCAAAAAUGAAAAAAUUAAUGGAAGAGCGCAAAGGAUCUACAUUAGGAGAGCUUAGUGCUAGAAAGCGAAGAGAAACUUCUGACAUUAUUGAUGGCAACUUCCUGUCUUGGAUAUUUGGCUGUGCACUUGUUGUAAUUUUAAGUGUCAGUUUUUAUGCAUUUUAUAACUUAUAUCAAGCAGUUUUAAAAAAAUUUCAUUCUCACCACACCGAACUAUAAUGAUUUAAGACAUUAUUUAACAUAAAUGAAGUUCACCCGGUAUUAUUGUCUGCGGUGGCGAA
Belonocnema kinseyi is the source of this 403-nucleotide messenger RNA. RefSeq lists its product as uncharacterized. NCBI's taxonomy places the organism in Eukaryota, Metazoa, Arthropoda, Insecta, Hymenoptera, Cynipidae. The transcript is spliced from 2 exons. The record is from RefSeq and is a predicted model, not a curated record. The coding region runs from base 78 to 341 and encodes 87 amino acids.